CUUUAAUCCCAAAAUAUCUCCAUGUUUCCACCAGUCAUUUCUGAAGAUUAUGAUUUAUUUAAUCUGAUUUAUUUCACUUAACAGGUCAACCUUGUUAUGUGAACUGAACUCUCAUUUUUAAUAUGGUGAAACUAUUCCUUUUAAAAAAAAUUCUAAAGAAACAUUGAACAUCUAAUGGUCAAAUCAUAGUGUAAAAGCAGGUGAGCUGGUUCUACUCUUUUUUGUUGUUGUUUUUGCCAUUUUCUGGUGUUUUGUGGUGGAAAACUGAGUGGGUUGAACAUAACAUGUCAACCCUGUUACCCACAGACAGGCUAGACAAUUUUUUACAAUUUCAUUUUUGUGAAGCUUACAUUUAAUUGCUAGUCCCUGUUUCACACAACAAGCUUCCAUUCCCGUCACAUGGGGAUUUAUGGCUGAUUUAAAAAUACAUUUUAAACCCUGUUACGGUCCAACCGGUUACUUUUUUUAGCCCUUAAUAAGCACUUACUCUAGUCAUUUAUUUAACUUCUUGAGAUGGGAAAACAUGUUUUAUGAAGUUGAACAUGUGCUCUUUAUGACAGAUUGUUAAAAUGAGGUGAAAUCAACAAAAUAAUUUGACUAAGUUACACUUCUCAAAUGGCACUGAAUUUGUGGAAUGACCCAGAAGGUUUUGGCUUGAACACUCUGUACCUCUGACAAUGGCCCUGAGUAAAGUCAACUAGCCACGUGAUUGGGCCACACUCACAUAAUGUUCUCACACACAUAUAAAACACAGCCCUCUCCCACUUGGACACCAUUCUGCUGGACCUGUGAGCCUAAACAUACAGCAAUGAGCACUCUGUGGCUUCUGUGUUCACUCACUCUAAUGGGUGAGUUCUCAUUUUUGAUUUCUCUCAGCUCCUCUUUCUCCUUGUUUGUCUUUGGCUUCUAAGAAAUAAUACAUUUUUUGGCACAUUAUUGAAAAUGGAACUUGCGUAUGAGUCCCAUAUUCUACCACAUACGAAUAACCCAUCCACUGUGCCACUAUUUGUAUCAGUUGUGAUCCAUGUCUUCUGUAAUCUAAGGUAGGGUCUACUCUCCUAAGCAGGUGGCGUCUCCACUACGGAGGACUGUUCCUAUCAUCGUCUUCAGGAUCACUUGGGUCUGUCACAGAAAAAUGAAAGUACAACAGGUCUGCGGCCUGUGGUGCACUGGACCAAUUCUACACUAGUUAUGGUAGACAUGAUUCUGUUUGGUAUUAUGGAUUUGAAUGAGAAGUCCUCAACUUUCACCAGCUAUGUCUUAAUCUCAACAGCCUGGGUGAAUUACUUCAUAGCUUGGGAACCAAAGGAAUUUUGCGGAAUUUCAAAAAUGACUGUUCCAAGAGAACGGGUCUGGAUACCAGAUAUAGGUAUCCAAGAAGACAUCUCUGAUACAAGUAGUACCAUAUUGAGCCCAUAUGUCCAGUUGCAUCAUAAUUGGUUAGCUCAAGUGAUUGACCAGCGCCGGCUAACCACUUCCUGCAAGAUGGAUCUUUAUAGGUUCCCCCUUGACACCCAGAGCUGCAGCAUCACCUUUAAGUCCAUGAUACACAGAGCAUCAGAAAUAAAAUUGCGGGCAUUCGCCAGCACCACUGCAGUGAACCACAUAGCUAGGGAGAGCAUGACUACACUGGAUGAAUGGGACUUCCUGGGCAUUGCUAUGACUGAGGAAGAACUAAAUUAUGGUGGUGAUGAAAAAUGGCAUCAGCUAAUAUACAAGAUCACCUUACGAAGGAGGCCACUAUUAUAUAUAAUCAACCUUGUGGUACCAAUCGCCUUUUUUCUUGUGUUGGAUUUGGCCUCCUUUUUCAUCAGUGAGGCCAAAGGGGAAAAGCUAGGCUUCAAAGUGACCAUACUCUUGUCCAUCUCUGUCCUAUUGUUGAUUCUCAAUGACAUCCUGCCCUCCUCAGCAAACAACCUGCCAGUGAUAGCUAUUUACUGCAUCGUAAUCUUUGCCCUUACGGGCCUCAGCCUCCUGGAGACCAUGCUGAUGAGCUUCCUGAUUGAUAUGGACAGCAGGGUUGAUCAGGACGUCCAGACCUCUGCUAAGACCUGUGAAGAGACUCAAGAAGAGACUGAAUGCCGAAGAGAGCCUGAGAGAGAUGCUGAGAGCAGCCUGGAGAAGGUGGACACCUUUAACAAGAAGGACCUCGAUGGAGACUGGCUGAACAACCCCUACCUGCUGCAGCUGAUCCUAAAGGAGGUGCAGAACGUACGGCAGGAAUGGUUCUCUGUUAAUGUGAGAUGUGGCAAGAAGAAGCCUGGGUACUGGGAGAAAGUGGCCAGACGCAUUGACCAGGCUUACUUUUGCCUUUAUCUCAUUACCACCAUUACUUUUCUGAUAUUCAUAAGUUUCAUGUGGCUUCACUAACUAUGCACAGUGCAUUUACAAUAUAUGAGGGUUUUUAGGCUCUUUGGGUUACUUAUAUGCACAAUAUUGGUACUUAAUAGUAAAUAAUACUGGUAAAUUCCAAUAAAUUAUUCUUUAUAAAUAGCUGUUUCCCUGCAAGACCUGUAGACUAAAGCUUUUAAUAUAUUUUGCAUUAACUUCAUUACCUAACCUGACUUAGGUUCACUUGGCUACUGUUUCUGUUGUUAAGGCUAUUGUUCAUGUCUAUGAUUGAGCUAUCUGAAA
This is a messenger RNA of Salmo salar (Atlantic salmon), 2634 nucleotides long. The record is from RefSeq and is a predicted model, not a curated record. NCBI's taxonomy places the organism in Eukaryota, Metazoa, Chordata, Actinopteri, Salmoniformes, Salmonidae.